Molecule: messenger RNA, 6766 nt
Organism: Pogoniulus pusillus (Red-fronted tinkerbird)
Lineage: Eukaryota; Metazoa; Chordata; Aves; Piciformes; Lybiidae
Gene: GARRE1
Product: granule associated Rac and RHOG effector 1
Exons: 15
Coding region: 1303-4479 (1058 amino acids)
Biological process (GO): Rac protein signal transduction
Molecular function (GO): CCR4-NOT complex binding
Source: RefSeq, a predicted model, not a curated record
AACGCGGCCCCGCGGGUCCUGAGGGCCUCCCGGGCCGUGCCGGUGGGACUCACCCCUCGGAGGGGGCUGCAUUGGCGUCCUCCCGAAAGCGUUCCCCGUCACGGUGCCCGCCCCUGGGUUUUCUUCGUCCUUCGCUAGCCCGGAGGCCUGCGGGCAGGAGUUGUCUGCGUUUUGGCGGCCACUGCAGUAGGCUGAGUUCACCUGAUGCACUGAAGUGCUGCUUCUUGUUGCCCAGCCUGAUGUUCGGUGCCUUGUGUGUGUACGGUGACCGCAGGCAGAAGAGGGCAACUCAUUUGGGUCACAGCUUCAAACUUUGCUGGUACAUCUCUGCCUGUCCCUGCUCCAGAGGUUUGGUCGUUCGGAUGGGGAGGAAGUGGUGCAGUGAGAGAUUUUACGACUUGGGUGACUGAAUCACAUCCUGAAGAAGACCAUAGAGGAGGCACCCACAUGUUCUAGUGUCUGCAGGAAAUGACCUAGAGGCCUUACCAAUACAUUUGUGCAUUUGUUCUGCGUCUGCAAUUGAGGGCAAGUGCAGUCUGGAAGCACCACUGCUUGAUGUUACAACAGAAACAACUACCUCAGCAAACAAGGAAAGGGGAAGAAGGCUUGCAAUAAUAAACACUCCUUUUUAAUAGCUUAGAGUUGCAAAGUCUUCUCUAAACAGAGUCCAGAGUCUUUUUUUUUCCUUCCCCCCCGCCAGUAUUAAGAGGAGACACUACAAAUAAACUCAUUUGGCAGACUGGCUCUGUCAAGACGUUUGAAGAUAUUUGAUCUGCUGACACAAGGCUUUGCUUUUUCAAGGAAGGAGCCUCUGCACUGCUUUUGUAAUCGCUGUUGAUCAGUGGUUUGCUCCACUUUUCCCAAUAUUGCUGAUGGGAAAAGGGUGUUAAAGUAUUGCUUCUAAAUCUAUUAUUUGAGUCGACAAGAAGAUCUUCUGUAGACUUAACAGCAAGUAAUAAUAACAUGCUCACGAAGAAAUUGUAGGUGGUAAGUCCUCUGCUCAGUGUGCAGCAGAGAGAACACCAAGCAAGGGACAGAGCGUUGUUAGGAUCCCUGGGCUUGCUUUUUGAGUACAGUUUGUAACUGCAGCAGGGCUGCACCAAGCACUGAAAACGCAAAGUCAGCACAUCUGCUGCCUUCCUCACUGCUGAUACAGAUGAUACAGACGCUUGCCUUUUUGAGAUGCCUUUUGUGAAACCUAUGUACACGGCCCUGCACUGGCACUGUACAUAGCUCUGGGCUCGAGGAAGGAGUGUGACAAGUGAUUGUUAAUUCAAGAACUCUCUGGACAAGCACUCACUUAUGUAUUGCUGCAGUGCACAAGAAAGCAAAAUGGACUAUAAGCGGCGCUUCUUGCUUGGCGGGUCCAAGCAGAAGGUGCAGCAACACCAGCAGUAUCAAAUGCCUGAGCUAGGCAGGACCUUGAGCGCCCCGCUGGCAUCCACCACCCCAGCACCCUCCUUGGUCUCCCCAGCUGCUGCGGGCGGCUGCAGCCACCCCGUGUCCCACACUACUCCGAUCGCAGACAUCCAGCAGGGAAUCUCCAAGUACCUGGAUGCACUCAACGUGUUUUGCCGAACGAGCACUUUCCUCACCGAGCUGUUCAGCAGCGUGUUCAGGAACUCGCACUACUCCAAGGCAGCUAUGCAACUGAAGGACGUGCAGGAACAUGUCAUGGAAGCAGCCAGUCGCCUCACAGCAGCAAUAAAACCAGAAAUAGCAAAAAUGCUGAUGGAGCUGAGCGCCGGAGCUGCCAACUUCAAAGACCAGAAAGAGUUCAGCCUACAAGACAUCGAGGUACUUGGGCGAUGUUUCUUGACGGUGAUGCAGGUCCACUUUCAGUUCCUGUCACAAGCUUUGCAGAAAGUCCAACCAGUGGCACAUUCUUGCUUUGCUGAAGCUGUAGGUCAGGAAAGAAAGAAUGUUACUGGGGCUGGUGCCUCAAAUUUAAACCCCACAAAUGAGCUAGAAGAUGCAGUAAGAUCAUGGAGAGGAGCAGCAGAGGCCACAUCCCGGCUGCGAGAGCGAGGCUGUGAUGGGUCCUUGGCAGGGAUCGAGGUGCAGCAGCUCUUCUGCUCGCAGACUGUGGCCAUCCCUGAGCAUCAGCUCAAGGAGCUGAACAUGAAAAUUGACAGUGCUUUGCAGGCUUACAAAGUGGCUUUGGAGAGUCUGGGCCAUUGUGAAUACGCAAUGAAGGCUGGCUUCCACUUGAACCCAAAAGCUAUUGAAGCAAGUCUUCAGGGCUGUUGCAGUGAAGCAGAAGCCCAGCAAACAGGAAGGAGACAGACUCCACCUCAGCCAAUUCAGUGUGAGCUGCCCACUGUACCUGUUCAGAUAGGAUCACAUUUUCUGAAAGGAAUAUCCUUUAAUGAGUCUGCAGCAGAGAACCUGAAGCUGAAAACGCACACGAUGCUGCAGCUGAUUAAGGAAGCUGGGUGCCAUAAUGGGCUCACACCCCGGGAUGACUCCCCUGUCACUGAAGUGCUCAAUCAGGUUUGCCCUUCCACGUGGCGAGGGGCCUGCAAAACUGCCGUACAGUUGUUGUUUGGCCAGGCUGGGCUGGUGGUUGUGGACACAGCACAGAUUGAAAAUAAAGAAGCCUACGCCCCUCAGAUCAGUUUAGAAGGCUCCAGAAUUGUGGUGCAAGUUCCAUCGACUUGGUGUCUGAAAGAAGAUCCAGCAACCAUGUCUUUGCUACAGAGGAGUCUGGACCCCGAGAAGACUUUGGGACUAGUAGAUGUGCUCUAUACUGCUGUGUUUGACAUCCACAGGUGGAAGGAAGGAAGGGAGCAAGCUUUGCCUUGCAUUCAGAUCCAGCUGCAGCGUGAGAUCUCAGAUUUUGGGAACCCGGUGGACAUGCCAUCGGGGAAUGGGAGCAAGCCUUCGGGUGGCCUGCAGAAGACCUUCUCCAAACUGACUUCACGGUUUACCAAAAAAGCUUCCUGCAGCAAUGCAAACAGCACUGGGAGUUACUCCAUCCCCAGCACACCUUCCAAGAACAUCUUCAUAAGCUCAGGCUCGGAGGAGAAGGCGAAGCUGCCUGCGGGCGCGGACGCGCGGUUGCAGAGCAUCCUGAGUAUCAGCAGCUUCCCCCGGCCCAGCGAGCCCCUGCAGGCAGCCCAGAGCACAGGCAGCCCCCUGGCCAACGGCUUCCUGGGGGAGCGAAGGGACAACUUCUUCAAGCCAAAUGAUGGCAAGGAUGACAAAGGCAUGAACUUACCCACUGACCAAGAGAUGCAGGACGUGAUUGAUUUCCUGUCGGGGUUUAACAUGGGCAAGUCCCAGCAGACCUCUCCGAUGGUGAAGAGAAGGAACUCUGCUGCCUCCUCCACAGCACCGGAGCAGAAGGCGGCCGCGGUGCAGCAGCAGCCGCAGGCUGUCUCUCGCACGCCGCUGCAUCCUCCUCAGCCAGGCCUGUCGCAGCAGCAGCAGUCGCAAAAGCAGCAGCAGCAGCAGCAGAUGCAGUAUUACCAACACUUGCUUCAACCUAUUGGACCACAGCAACGCGUUCCUGCCAAAUGGCUGACGAAUUCCUCACAGCAGCCAGCCCAAGCUGUUGGAGCUGGUUUGUCUCAUAUAAACCAGUGGAACAAUCCUGGGUUUUCAGACCUAAGCUCCGAUUUGUACAGCCUGGGUCUUGUGAGCAGCUAUAUGGACAAUAUGAUGUCAGAGAUGCUAGGACAGAAACCACAAGGACCUAGAAACAACACGUGGCCAAAUCGUGACCAAACUGAUGGAGUGUUUGGGAUGCUGGGAGAAAUCUUGCCCUUUGACCCUGCAGUUGGCUCUGAUCCAGAGUUUGCCCGCUACGUGGCUGGGGUCAACCAGGCUAUGCAACAGAAGAGGCAAGGGCAGCACGUCCGCCGGCCCGGCCACGCGCGUGCCAACUGGCCUCUGCCCGACGACCCUCACAAAACCUGGCCCUUCCCAGACUACUUCACAGAGGGUGAUGUGACAAAUAGCUGGUCUGGUACUCAAGGAGACUCUGCCAGCUCUAGUGAUGAGACCUCCUCAGCUAAUGGGGACAGCUUGUUCUCCAUGUUCUCAGGGCCAGAUCUUGUUGCUGCUGUAAAGCAAAGAAGAAAACACAGUAGUGGUGAACAGGAACCCAGUACACUACCAUCACCACCUCUGCUUUCUGUAGCAGAUGACCGUAAUCAGGAUAACAAAACCAAAACCUGGCCACCAAAGGCACCCUGGCAGCACACCUCCUCUGUCAGCAGCACGCUGCCCGGGCAGGGCGCGGCUCUGUACCCGCUGAGCAGCCCGGUGGGGCAGUGGAGCGACACCAUGCAGCUCCUGCAGUCCCCCAUGUGGGCAGCAGCCAGCGACUGUGCUCCGGCAGCAGGCAUCUCCUCCAGCUUUGCCUACGCGCAGCAGCAGUCGCAGCAGGCUGCCCAGCACAAGCAGAUCAACAAGGGCUUCAAAUCCUUCCCGGUCAAGCACGAGCGCAGACCAUCCUACCUGCACCAGUACUGACUGCUGGCCAGCGGCGAGUGCAGCGCGGGGCCGAAGGGCAGCCGGGGACACAGCUCUGCAGCUGUGCGCUGGCUGAGCCCAGCUAUCUCCUGCAACCUGGAAUCGAGGGGCUCGGGGUGAGAGGUGCAAAGUCGUGAGUUCUGAUUUGCAGUGCUGAGCAAAGGCGGCCAACGUUCGCCAGGCAGCCCGAAACUGUGAUGUAGAAAUGCUUUUAAAACAUGUCUAUGGCCUUUACUUUCAAAACCUUGUUUGUUUUUUUUAAGAGAAAAAGAACUGCUGACGGACGAGCAUCCCAGAAACACUGUAUUUUAUAGCUAUUUUUCAUAUAGAUUUAUAGUUAAACAUCUUACUGAGACACAGGGAAGAUGUUGAAGCAAAUCUGUAGUGGUCUCUCUGCUCAACACUGUUCAGAUUGGACAAGCUGUAGCCUUUGUAUUCUCCAGAAAGGGCCUGGGGCAGCUCUUUGAAAGGAAGCUCAGCAGCAGCUCUCGGUGCCACACCUGAGCUCUGUCUCAAGCUGUUGCACAGUGGUGGAGCUGUGGGGUAGUUUCCUUACUCCAGGUAAGAUCAGCAGCACCACACAGCCUCGUGUCAGACACCGUUGCUGCUUGCAGAUGGCCUCUGUGUGGAUACCCUGACGCUGCUUUUCCAGGAAAUGCACCGUUUCCUGCUGCUUCCUCUGGCCAAAGGCAUUAUCCACACAGUGCUCCUCGAAGCAGAGCCCCAAAGCCUCCUUGCUGAGGUUUAAAGUCUUAUUUCAGAUGCUACAGUCGAUUAGAAAUUGUGAGCUGGCUCAGAAGAUACUCAACUGAAAGGUGGGGUAGCAGUUAGCUAGAACUCUUUUUUUUUAAAGGAUAAAGUAAUUCCUUGCAGUCAGUAUGUGCCAUUACGUGAACCUGUGGAAUUGGGAAUCAUCUUCCAACCAAAGUGGAUCCAUGAGAGCGACUGGUGCUUAAACCAUGGUAAAUAUGUGUAUAGCUAUCCCACUGUACAGCAACUGAGAUUACAGAAGAGUCUUUAUAUAGUUAGAGCUUAUUUAAAUUUUCAUAUUUCAUCUUGGAAAGAGUCUAAAAACCACACUAUUUUCUGCUAUAAGAGUUUUGACAGUAUUAAUCUUAUUUUUGUAUUUUUCUUAAGUCAUAUCAUUCUAAUAUGUUAACUACUAGUGAGAUGGGUUCUUGGUUCUAACCACACGGUUUUCCAACGAAGACAAAGCACAUCCUGCUUCUCUUUAUACAAACUGAGUACAUCUCUACGUAAAGAUACCAAAAAAGAACUCCGUGCUCUAGAGGAAGUACACACAACACUAAAACUAUUAAACGUUGGGCUUGUUUCAAACCCAGCUAUCACCUUCUGUUGUCUGGUGGGGGCUGUCCCCGCGGGCCCGUGUCGUCUCUUCUGUGCUGUUCGAGGAUGCCAAUGUUGCCUGUAUCUAUGACCUGUCACCACCUUUUCUGACUCAUCCUUCCCAUGUUUACAGAGGUUUGUUUGCUGUACAUAGUUUUUACAGUACUGUGCUUUGCACAAUCAGUGUGGCUUCUGUCUGUAAACUGUCCAUGGUCUGUACUGCUCUGAUUCUGAGGACCCUCUGCUGAAGGUGUUCGUGGUUAUUUAACUCGAUGAAUGGGUUUGAGUUUCCUAGGCCUUGUCAUUUAGCGCUAGUGUUAAACCCUCCCUUUGGUUGUACUUACUGUAAGGUUGUCCUACUAAGACCAAAUUGGAAGUUGGUUUGAAGUUUUCCUAACAAGUGCCAAAACCCUUCUCUAGUUGUUGCAGUUUGCUCAUGGUCACAGAGGCCGACGAGGUCCCGGGGCCACGUCGGUCAGUUGCAAACCCCAAGUGUCUGCAUUUUGACCACGUAGGUGCUACUCUGUCCUCUGCUUCCGACCUGCUCUGAACACUGGGAAUCCUGAGAAUUGUUGCACUUGGCAAACGAGUCUUGCCAUUAACCUUCACUUACACUGCCAAGUGCAAGGGUUUGGUGCUUAGUUAACUUACCCUUACUGCAGUGCUUCUUGUGACCAGCUGAGGCUUCUGAACUGGAACUGUACAUUUUGUAUUUGAAAGCUUCUGUACAAGUCAACGAUUUGCUUUAUUAAAGAUAAACAUUUAAUAGGUCAGACCUGGUUAAAAUAUGCACCUUGCUGAAAACAAGCAGCACCUUAAACUAAACUGUAACUUUGGUUUGUAACAAAGAUCUUAUUUCAUUAACAUGGGAUUAUUUAAGAGUUUGAAAAGUGUCAACUGCCUACUUACUGACUCAUAAAUAUGACCUUCAUGCACUGUA